AUGCACUGGUUUCCAGUACUUACUGAAGCCCGAGUCUGGCUGUUUGUGGACUGGAUCGCUGUGCAAGUAGCGUGUCCUGGCUUCAUCGGCUGCUUGAUAGGGGCUGUGAAUCUCAAAUCCAGCAACCGAAACCCCGUGGUGCAGGAGUUUGAAAGUGUGGAACUGUCGUGCAUCAUUACGGAUUCACACGCAAAUGACCUCAGGAUUGAAUGGAAGAAAAUUCAAGAUGGUGAAACCGCAUAUGUGUUUUUUGAGAACAAAAUUCAGGGAGACCUGGCAGGCCGGGCAGAACUACUGGGCCAAAGUUCUCUGAAGAUCUGGAACGUGACGCGUAGAGACUCGGCCCUUUACCGCUGUGAGGUGGUUGCUCGAGGUGACCGCAAAGAGGUUGACGAGAUUGCUGUUGAGUUAGCAGUGCAAGUGAAGCCGGUCACCCCCACCUGCAGAGUACCGAAGGCUGUGCCUGUGGGCAAGACGGCAACCCUGUACUGCCAGGAGAGCGAGGGUUACCCCCGGCCACACUACAGCUGGUACCGCAACAGCGUGCCCCUGCCGACCGACUCCAGAGCCAACCCACGAUUUCGAAAUUCCUCUUUCCUCUUAAACUCUGAAACAGGCACUCUGGUGUUCAGUGCUGUUCACAAGGAGGAUUCCGGGCGGUAUUACUGCAUUGCUGCCAAUGAUGCAGGCACGGCCAAGUGUGAGGAGCAGGAGAUGGAAGUCUAUGACCUCAACAUCGGUGGGAUCAUCGGGGGGGUCCUGGUCGUCCUGGUCGUGCUGUUGCUGAUAACGCUGGGCAUCUGCUGUGCGUACAGACGUGGCUACUUCAUCAGCAGCAAACAGGAGGGGGAAAGUUACAAGACCCCUGGGAAGCUGGAUGGAGUCAGCUAUAUCAGGACAGACGAGGAGGGCAACUUCAGACACAAGUCUUCGUUUGUGAUCUGAGACCCGGUGGCGGGGCUGACAGCACAUGCAAAUACCUCUCUCAGGACCUGCCGCCGGGCGCAGCGUGAGCCGAGCCGCCGGACAGAGCAGACGCUCGUGCAGAAGCUUUUCGUUCUGGCCAAAGUCGACCGCUCCUCCUUUCUCACUCCUUAACAAGCCACGCCGUAGACUGUCUUCCCCACGCUGGGCACGGUCGCCGCCGGGAAGGGAACCAGAUGAGCCCAGGAAGCUGGAUCCCAGCCUGCCUCCGGCCGGUUCCCACACAAGUAUUAGGGCGACCUUAGACCAUGCUUGGCAACUCUCUGGAGGCAGCUGACCUGCCGCUGUGCUCCUCCGCCAGGACAGGCAGCGGCCAGUGAGGGGCCUGGGCUGGGCCGCAGCUGUGACGGUGGGUUCGAAACGGCUCUGGUGUGAUACCACCUGGUCCGCUGGUCCCCACCCUGGCUGCCCUUCAGGCUCUGUUGGGCAGUGUCAUGUCCACCUUGGAGAAUCUUUUUGAGUCAACAUCUUACAGAAAUAACCAAAUCAGGAAGGUGAAUAGCUCAUUGGAAGAGGGGUCUUCUUACCUGGGAGCUCUGCAUUCCAAGAGGGAGCCAAGAUUUAAGGUGAACCUUCGUAUUCAGCUGAAUCUGAAAGGUUACUGAAAUAAGCUUUUCUAUGGGUCCUGUUUGUUUUUAUAAAAUUUUACACUCUAAAUUUUUGCUAAAGAUGUAUUUUGAUUAUUGAAAAAAAAUUCUAUUUAAACUGUAAAUAUAUUGUCAUACAAUGGUAAAUAACCUAUUUUUUUUUUUUAAAGUACAACUUAAGGUAGAUGUUCCAAGCUUCUAGAGUUAAAUUGGAAGACAUAAAUAACUCAGAGGAUUUUCCCCGAGGAAAGCUGCCAGGGAGGCCCUCUAGGACGCACCCUCUCCCAUGUGAGGACCCGGGCCACGAGGUGUCAGACCAUGGUUGCUCUGGAAGCCUUUCUAAAAAUCCCAGUCAAGCAGUGUUGAAAUGCGUUCGUGCCUCUGGAGUAGACACCUGAGGAACGCAGGUUAGCUCUCGCUUGUCUUCCUGAGCUCAGAACUGCCUGUGCCCAAAGACCACCCAGAGGCCCCAAGAGCAUGCAAUGGCCACGGUGGUCCGCUCCCAGGCCAGCCGGACACCGCCACUCUGCGUCAGGCUGGAUGCCCGUUUGUGUCUCCCAGGCUCUUCCCACGGCUUUGUG
Messenger RNA from Tupaia belangeri chinensis (Chinese tree shrew), 2152 nucleotides. It is a transcript of the gene JAM3, whose product is annotated as junctional adhesion molecule 3. The transcript is spliced from 9 exons. Gene Ontology annotation, molecular function: integrin binding; protein homodimerization activity; cell-cell adhesion mediator activity. Gene Ontology annotation, biological process: cell migration; cell-cell adhesion. Lineage: Eukaryota; Metazoa; Chordata; Mammalia; Scandentia; Tupaiidae. Gene Ontology annotation, cellular component: cell-cell contact zone; plasma membrane; protein complex involved in cell adhesion. The record is from RefSeq and is a predicted model, not a curated record. Bases 1 to 945 code for a protein of 314 amino acids.